UGGGAGAGCAUCAACGGUAUGAGAAAAAUUUUCAAGUUUUACGACCCAGAGCUUCUCACAGUGCAUGGGAUCAGCGAUGAAGAACAGAGUCAGUCUUUUGACGAUGCGGCAAGACGAUUGGCUAAUUGGUUAUCAUUAAUGAACAGCAACCACCAAAUGUUCUUUAUUCCUUGGAAUAUCGGGAUGCAUUGGACGCUAGUGGUGGUUGCGCCAAAGAAAAUUAUCCAUUUAAACCCUCUAAAAGAACGCCCAAUUCCCGAAGAAAUAGAACAAAUGAUCGGAAGGGCAUUCAUGUAUAUAGGGGACGCACAUCAGUAUCUUGGCCCGUGGCAAGGAAUUUCACAAGCAAACUGUCCAAGACAACCUAAAAGCCAAGAAUGCGGUUUUUAUGUUUUGAAAUAUAUCACUGACAUCGUCGCACGUGCCAACCCCAACCGUUACAUAGAAGAUCAAAAAGCUUUUGGGGGUAAGAAGCAAUACGAUCCAAAAACAGAAAUUUUACCACUACAGCGAAAGUGGAUCGAACAAUUGAUGGCGGUGAUUCACGGUGACGAUUGAGGUUCAAAGGUCGAAGAAUUUUUCUUCAUUAUGUAAUUUUUAUAGAUUAACUUGUAAUUAGAUUUAUUAACUUAUUAAUAUUUUUAACUAAUUUUACAUGUUUGUGUAAUAUUUAAUUAUUUUUAUGAAA
This is a messenger RNA of Cannabis sativa, 688 nucleotides long. RefSeq lists its product as uncharacterized. Gene Ontology annotation, biological process: proteolysis. Bases 19 to 558 code for a protein of 179 amino acids. The record is from RefSeq and is a predicted model, not a curated record. The transcript is spliced from 4 exons. Lineage: Eukaryota; Viridiplantae; Streptophyta; Magnoliopsida; Rosales; Cannabaceae. Gene Ontology annotation, molecular function: cysteine-type peptidase activity.